Emys orbicularis (European pond turtle) is the source of this 1644-nucleotide messenger RNA. RefSeq names its product RUNX family transcription factor 1 (gene RUNX1). Gene Ontology annotation, biological process: ossification; neuron differentiation; chondrocyte differentiation. The record is from RefSeq and is a predicted model, not a curated record. The transcript is spliced from 8 exons. Gene Ontology annotation, cellular component: nucleus. Gene Ontology annotation, molecular function: ATP binding; DNA-binding transcription factor activity, RNA polymerase II-specific; RNA polymerase II cis-regulatory region sequence-specific DNA binding. Bases 1 to 1644 code for a protein of 547 amino acids. Lineage: Eukaryota; Metazoa; Chordata; Testudines; Emydidae.
AUGCGCCCAGUUCACAGCUGCCAUCCGCUUCAAUUUAGCACAUCUCCAAACCUGCAAUUAACUCUAUUGAGCGUUUCACUUUGUGGAAAAGGAGCAAACGCAGACAAUGCCAUAAGGAGUGCACAUGGAAGAAAAAGCAGGCAAAUCCAGCAUGGAAAACAAGGUGAAAGAAAUCAUAUAUUCCCCCACUUUAAAGAGAGAGUAAGUUUUAAAGAGGAAACUAUGGCUUCAAACAGCGUAUUUGAGUCAUUUCCUUCUUACCAGCAGUGCUUCAUGAGAGAUACCAGCACCAGCCGCCGCUUCACGCCGCCCUCCACCACUUUGAGCCCGGGGAAGAUGAGCGAGGCGCUCCCGCUGGCCGGCCAGGAGAACAGCGGCGCCCUGGUGGGGAAGCUGAGAACUGCAGACCGCAGCAUGGUGGAGGUGCUAGCGGAUCACCCCGGGGAGCUGGUCCGCACUGACAGCCCCAACUUCCUCUGCUCCGUGCUCCCGACGCACUGGAGGUGCAACAAGACGCUGCCGAUUGCUUUCAAGGUAGUGGCCUUAGGCGAUGUCCCUGAUGGGACACUGGUCACAGUAAUGGCUGGAAAUGAUGAAAACUACUCUGCAGAGCUCAGAAAUGCUACAGCUGCCAUGAAAAACCAAGCAGCAAGGUUCAAUGACCUCAGAUUUGUGGGUAGAAGUGGAAGAGGGAAGAGCUUCACCCUAACCAUCACAGUCUUUACAAAUCCUCCGCAAGUAGCCACGUAUCAUAGAGCCAUCAAGAUAACGGUGGAUGGACCUCGAGAACCCAGAAGACAUCGUCAGAAACUAGAUGAGCAGACAAAGCCCGGGAGCUUGUCCUUUUCAGAGCGUCUGAGUGAACUGGAGCAGUUGCGUCGCACAGCCAUGAGGGUCAGCCCACAUCACCCAGCCCCCACACCUAACCCACGAGCUUCCUUGAGCCACACCACUGCUUUUAACCCUCAGCCUCAGAGUCAGAUUCAGGAUUCAAGGCAAGUACAGCCAUCUCCUCCAUGGUCCUAUGAUCAGUCCUACCAAUACUUGGGAUCAAUCGCCACGCCCUCAGUGCACCCUGCCACUCCAAUUUCACCUGGGAGAGCUAGUGGAAUGACAUCCCUCACUGCGGAACUCUCAAGCCGACUCUCAAGUGCUUCUGACCUAACAGCAUUCAGUGAUCCCAGGGUGGGAAUUGAUCGCCCAUUCUCCACUCUUCCUUCAAUUUCUGAUCCUCGUAUGCACUAUCCUGGAGCAUUCACCUACACCCCAACGCCUGUCAGUUCAGGAAUAGGAAUUGGUAUGUCUGCUAUGACCACUGCCACAAGAUAUCACACUUAUCUCCCUCCUCCAUAUCCUGGUUCUUCUCAGUCUCAAGGUAGCCCAUUUCAGACCAGCUCACCUUCUUACCAUCUCUAUUACGGGACAUCAGCAGGGUCAUACCAGUUCUCCAUGAUGUCUGGGGGAGAUCGGUCACCCCCACGUAUCCUCCCUCCUUGCACUAAUGCUUCCACAGGGUCUACUCUCCUCAACCCCAAUCUUCCAAACCAAAGCGAUGUGGUGGAGGCAGAAGGUAGUCACAGCAACUCCCCUACUAACAUGGGCACCACAGCAAGGCUGGAAGAAGCGGUAUGGCGACCAUAUUGA